AUGCCUGCCCCCGUUAAGACAGAUUAUGAUUCACAAGAUGAGGCCAGCACGGAGCUGCUGGAGAAGCUCAAGCACUUGGAUCGACGCGUGGAGGAGACGAUUGAGAGUGGAGGCUUCUGUCAGCGAGGUUGUUGGCAGUCUCUAAAGUGGAAAUCGGCACUCAAUCAUAUUGGCCUGCUUAUUUCACUUUCGAUUUACUGUGGCGUUGGUGGCUUGAUAUUUCGCCAUUUGGAACGACCCGCCGAGGUUGCGCGGUUAUCGCAACUAAAGGAUGUGGUUAAAACGCACAGAGAGCGUUUCAUGGGCGCCAUACUGAACAACACCGAAGUGAACAAUCUGAAUGAGCUGCUGUCCUUCGAGCUGGCGAAAUAUGAACUGGCUGUUCAACAGGCGGCCGAGGGUGGUCUGCUCAUUGUGGCCGACAAAGACUUUCCAGAGCCCUACGAGCGCUGGAGCAUACUGCAAGCUGUGUUCUUCUCAUCGACUGUGUUAACAACAAUAGGAUAUGGCAACAUUGUGCCUGUAACUACUGGAGGCCGUGUAUUUUGCAUUUGCUUUGCACUCAUUGGCAUACCCUUCACCCUGACGGUCAUUGCUGAUUGGGGUCGGCUGUUUGCCACCGCGGUGUCUGUCUUUGGCAAACAUAUGCCAAAAAAGCCGAAGUUUACAAAUUUUAUUGGAAAAACCUGGUUCUAUGCGAUUUUGGCGGUUUGUUUUCUGGGCGUCUAUUUGGCAGCCGGCGCGGGUCUCUUGCUACUCUGGGAGGAUGAUUGGACUUUCUUUGACGGAUUCUACUUUUGCUUUAUCACCAUGACGACGAUUGGUUUUGGUGAUCUAGUUCCAAAGAAACCGAACUACAUGCUUUUGUGCACCCUGUAUAUACUCAUUGGACUGGCCCUAACCUCCACCAUAAUUGAGCUGGUAAGACGGCAAUAUGCUACCAGCUGGGCGAAGCUACAGGAACUUUCUGGUCCCAUGGCGGAAACUUUGCGUCGUUUGGGCGAAACAGCCGGCACAGGCUUGGAUUAUGCGACUUUGCAAAAAGUUUUGACUGUCUCAAUGCCCAAGUGGAAUAGCAACAAAAAGGACCCACAUAAUUCGGACAUUGCCGCGCUGGAGGCUAUAACUAACGCCAUCCUCAAGGAAGUUAAGGAGGCUCAAAAUAACAAGCCCAAGGUUCUGCAAAUUGUUAUCUAUGAGUCGUCGGUGUAG
Molecule: messenger RNA, 1212 nt
Organism: Scaptodrosophila lebanonensis
Lineage: Eukaryota; Metazoa; Arthropoda; Insecta; Diptera; Drosophilidae
Product: TWiK family of potassium channels protein 9
Exons: 8
Coding region: 1-1212 (403 amino acids)
Biological process (GO): potassium ion transmembrane transport; stabilization of membrane potential
Cellular component (GO): membrane
Molecular function (GO): potassium ion leak channel activity
Source: RefSeq, a predicted model, not a curated record